Peniophora sp. CBMAI 1063 is the source of this 966-nucleotide messenger RNA. Lineage: Eukaryota; Fungi; Basidiomycota; Agaricomycetes; Russulales; Peniophoraceae. The record is from the annotation of a GenBank genome assembly.
AUGCCGUACAGCCACCACUCGCAUUCCGGUCAAUUCUGUAAACACGCCGUUGGCACUCUCGAGGAGGUAGUCCAGGAGGCGUUGCGCCAAGGAUUCGAGACCUACUGUCUAACUGAGCACGUACCCCGGUACAGAAGCGAGGAUUUAUAUCCCGAGGAAGAAGGGACAAGUCUACAGGAACUCGCCGAACAAUUUGGCGCUUUCAUCGGAGAGGCUCAGCGCCUGAAGAAGGCGUACGCCUCCAACAUCCGAAUACUAGUCGGACUUGAGACGGAACACAUCACGGUCAAGGACCUCGACGGUCUAUCAGAAGUUUUAUCUCGCUAUGGAGACCAGAUCGAUAUGGUCGUAGGCUCAGUUCACCAUGUGAACGGCCUCCCCAUAGACUUCGACAAGCAGACCUACGAGACCUGCAUCUCUAGUAUCGACUCCGUUACUGGCGACGCUCCAGGACUCGAACAGGCCAACCUCGGAAGAUAUCUUGAGCUAUACUUCGACGCGCAGUUCGAAGUGCUUAAACGGUUUCAUCCCGAAGUUGUCGGACAUGUCGACUUGUGCAGACUGUACACGCCCACACUUGAUUUGCGCCGGUUUGAACGCGCUUGGGAGAAGUUGACGCGGAACGUGAUCUAUGCAGUAGGGUACGGGGCUCUCUUUGAGGCAAAUGCGGCCGCCUUGCGGAAAGGGUGGACGGCGUCAUAUCCCGGACACGGUGUCCUCGAGCUUAUUCAGGAGCACGGAGGGCGCCUGGCGUUGUCGGAUGACAGCCACGGCCCGCAAGCGGUGGGCCUAAACUAUGCCAGGAUGCGGGAGUACCUUCUUGGGGCAGGUGUACGCGAGGUUUGGACGCUCCAGCACAAUACGACGCCGAACGCGGGCGGGCGAUACACGCAGGCCGUGCGUGUUAAGGGAAACUGGUGGGAGCAUCGAUAUUGGCAUGAAUCCGGGAGCGCUGUGAUUCCUUAG